Messenger RNA from Microplitis demolitor, 1016 nucleotides. Its product is annotated as MIT domain-containing protein 1-like. The transcript has 5 exons. The record is from RefSeq and is a predicted model, not a curated record. Bases 181 to 894 code for a protein of 237 amino acids. NCBI's taxonomy places the organism in Eukaryota, Metazoa, Arthropoda, Insecta, Hymenoptera, Braconidae.
AUUAUUCAAACACGACACUAAUUACAAAUAAUUAAAUUUUGUAAUUUUAUUUUUUUUAUUUUAUUUAAAUUUUUAUUCAAAUUUGCCUCUAUGUUUUAUCUGCUGUUUUUAAAAAGAGGAUUCAUUUAAAAUGUUCAAAUAAAUAAAUAAAUGAAUUAGUGAAAAUAAAAAAAAAAAAAUAUGGAAACUGCGGCGAUAAAAAUAUUGACACGUGCUGUUGAUAUGGACAAGAAAGAACAGUAUACGCUGGCACUAAUAUUAUAUCAAGAAGGUCUACAAGUUUUACUCAACACAAUUAAAGAAGUAACUGAUGCAAAAAAAAAAGAUCACUUACGACUGAAAGCCAAAGAUUAUUUGGACCGCGCGGAAAAAUUGAAAGAAAUAAUUGAAGAAAAAAAAGCACUUGGGCAGUAUCGGGAACAGACGAAAAUCGAAGCUGGUGCUACUGGUUAUGAUUACGACAGUUUAUUUGGUAGAUUUUUAGAUAAUAAUGUGGUUUGGAUACAUGUUGAAGAUCCUUACAUACGAGCUUAUCAUCAGUGUUUAAAUUUAGUGCGAUUAUGUGAAUUAGCUGUCCGUAAAUGUCCAUCUUUAAGUAAAAUAAUUUUAACAACAACCCAAGAUCCAGAAGAUCCAAAAAAUCAAAUUUCACGACUACAGGAAUUGAAAGUCAGCUUGCAACAGUCGAAUAUCAAAAUGGACAUAAACUUCUCUGAAACUCUUCAUGAUCGACAAAUAACCCUCAGCAACGGCUGGGUUAUAAAAAUCGGACGAGGCCUCGAUUACUUCAAAGCACCCGAUGGCAAAUUCAGCCUCGGCGCCUGUGAUUUGGUCCUUCGAGCCACUUUAGAAACUACCGUAGACAUCUUCCACAAGAACGAUAUCAAAAACUGACCCCUGGAAUCCCUAGAUAAUCAACUUACCCAGUCCUCCAUCGACUUUAUUUACAAAAUUUUGUGAAAAAAAAAUUAAUUUACUUUUUUUAAUUUAUUUUAUUUAAAAAUUUCCGAGCACAA